GCAAAUUUUAUCUCUACAAAUUAAUGCAGCCAUUUUCACAUGACCUCAGCAUCUUCUCAUGGCUCCUCCAUGGGUUCAAGAGCUCCAUCUCAAUCACCUGAGCAUUCCUAUAACCAUUGCUAAAAUGAUUUCUGUCAUGCCAUCAAGGCCUAUUCCUGUUAAACCAGGUGACACUUUAUACCUUUCCAACCUCGAUGACAUGAUCGGAGCUCGUGUUUUUACGCCUACGGUGUACUUCUAUCAAUCUGAUAACACAAGUUUCUCCGAAAAACCUGUCACGAAAACACUGCAGUGUGCUCUGGCCGAUGUUCUGGUGCCUUAUUACCCUCUCUCAGGCAGGCUCAGAGAGACCAAGAAUGGUAAACUAGAAGUGUUUUUCGGACCAGAUCAAGGAGCACUCAUCGUCGAGGCGCGGUCUGAUAUCGCCUUGGCUGAAUUAGGAGACCUCACAGCUCCAAACCCAGAUUGGGAGCCGUUGAUCUUCAAGUUUCCCGACGAAGAACAAUACAAAGUCCUUGAAAUGCCACUGGUCAUUGCUCAGGUUACCCUUUUCCGCUGUGGUGGAUUUAGCCUUGGUUUGAGGCUGUGUCAUUGCAUCUGUGAUGGCAUGGGAGCUAUGCAGUUCCUAGGUGCAUGGGCUGCCACUGCAAGAACAGGAACACUAGUAACAGAUCCUGAGCCAUGUUGGGAUAGGGAAAUUUUUAAGCCUCGUGACCCUCCUGAGGUGAAAUUUCCCCACAUGGAGUUUAUGACAAUUGAAGAGGGAUCCAACCUGACCAUGUCACUAUGGCAAACCAAGCCUGUUCAAAAGUGUUACAGGAUCAAGCGCGAGUUCCAGAACCGCGUGAAGGAUCUUGCUCAGCCAUAUGAUGCUGCAGGCUGCACCACUUUUGAUGCCAUGGCAGCUCAUAUUUGGAGAUCCUGGGUGAAAGCUCUUGAUGUAAGGCCACUAGACUACCAACUUAGGCUAACAUUUUCGGUCAAUGCUCGGCAGAAGCUUCAAAACCCUCCACUGAGAGAAGGGUUUUAUGGAAAUGUGGUGUGUGUUGCUUGCACAGCAAGCAGUGUCUCAGAGCUUGUGCAUGGAAAGCUCCCACAGACUACCCUUUUGGUCCGCAAGGCGAGACAGAGUGUCUCGGAGGAGUAUUUGAGAUCCACAGUGGAUUUUGUUGAAGUAGAUAGGCCAAGGCAGCUUGAGUUUGGUGGUAAACUAACCAUAACUCAAUGGACUAGGUUCUCAAUUUACAAGUGUGCUGAUUUUGGGUGGGGUAAGCCACUCUAUGCUGGUCCCAUAGAUUUAACACCAACACCUCAAGUUUGUGUGUUUCUACCUGAAGGGGAAGCUGAUUGUACUUGUGGUUCUAUGAUUGUGUGCAUAUGCUUGCCUGAGUCUGCUGCACAGAAGUUCACACAAGCCUUGCUGUUGCUCGAUUCGGUUUCUUGACUCAAACCUUGCCUUAAUUCAACUGAUCAUACCUUAUGUUCCUACUGGGUUUAGUUCAUUAUGCUGUUAAUAAAAUGUCAAUGUUUAUGCAUUUUGAUAAUUAUAUUCACAUGUGAUUGAUCCUCGAGUGUUGUUGCCAGAUCGAUGUGAAAGUAGUCUGGUGCUAGUGCCAUCAUGUACUGGAGGUGAGAUUUCAAAGUUAUACAUAACUAGAUUUACACAUGUGCAUUGCACAACUGUCUUAAGUUAACUAUGACAAUAAGAAAUAUCA
Messenger RNA from Glycine soja, 1715 nucleotides. RefSeq names its product omega-hydroxypalmitate O-feruloyl transferase-like. Bases 59 to 1444 code for a protein of 461 amino acids. The transcript has a single exon. The record is from RefSeq and is a predicted model, not a curated record. Lineage: Eukaryota; Viridiplantae; Streptophyta; Magnoliopsida; Fabales; Fabaceae. Gene Ontology annotation, molecular function: acyltransferase activity, transferring groups other than amino-acyl groups.